Messenger RNA from Myxocyprinus asiaticus (Chinese sucker), 5139 nucleotides. RefSeq names its product phosphodiesterase 8A (gene pde8a). Lineage: Eukaryota; Metazoa; Chordata; Actinopteri; Cypriniformes; Catostomidae. The coding region runs from base 1673 to 3946 and encodes 757 amino acids. The transcript is spliced from 22 exons. The record is from RefSeq and is a predicted model, not a curated record. Gene Ontology annotation, biological process: cellular response to epidermal growth factor stimulus; regulation of DNA-templated transcription; positive regulation of ERK1 and ERK2 cascade. Gene Ontology annotation, molecular function: 3',5'-cyclic-AMP phosphodiesterase activity.
GUGUGUUUUGUUUUAACAAAUAGUUAUUUGUUCAACACACGUUACACAUCAGUGGAAACACUUGUGCACAAACUUAACUAACUUACUACAGCACACAGCUCCAGUAGAUCAUCUGGUAGCAAAUGGCCAUUUGUUUGACUCCCAGGAAAUACACAUACUGAUAUAAUGUUUAGCUUGAUCUGUCAAAUUAAUGUUAGUUAGUUAGGUUGUUAGUUAGGUAGUUGGUUAGCUAUUUAUUCUGCUAGAAUAUCCACCAAUCAGAGUGUCAUGCCAAACAAACUGCAGCAAAAGAGCCUAGCAGCAACUGCCCACUUUCCUGAUGCACUGCGAAUAACACAACUGAUUCCCCCUUCACUUUCAAACUACUUAUAUAUUUGUAUAUAUAGCGGAAUAUUUUGCAAUAUACUUUGAAUAUAUUGAUUCUAUACUUAUAAUCUACAACUUUAAAUCAAUACUUUUAUAUUUCUCAAUUGUAUUAAAUUUGAUUAAAUCUGUCAUGGUGCUUCAUGGGAUUGUAGUUCAUUCUCUCAUUAAAAAAACAAUAAGUACACAGUCUUGUAACUUUUUUGUUUUUUUCAAAAAAUGGUUUUUUACAAUACUAUUAAAAUAAUUUCAAAUUAAAGUUUCUAAUUUUGUGAUUCAACCCAGAGCUGAUUGUUUUGGUUCAUGGCUUAGAACUCUUUUAUGAAGGAUUUUACAAAAUCGCUAUGGAAAAAUGGAUGGGGAAAAUAAUUUUUUUAGAAAAAUUAUUCCAGAAUGAAGACAGCUGAAACGGUCCAUAGCAGAAAUGGGAUUUGGCCCUCCACAUGGUUUGCUCCGGGCUGUGGCACAUUUAUCUAAAUUUUUUCAGUGGAUUUUUCAGUAAUCUUGCAUUGGGACCCAACGCACCUACACAAGCUUUUAGCAUGCUCAGGGUUGCCAGAUAAGAGAUGCAAACCCCCAAUCAGAGCUUUAUUCUUUGACAGUUUGGAAAUAUUCCACCCAGUGUUCUACUUCAUUUGUGUCUCUCUCUCUCUCUCUUCCCCUAUCAAAAAAGCUUUGCGAUCUAUAGUGUGACAUUCUGCUCAAGGAAAGUGUGAUACAACCACUCUGACUGUGUCCAUUCAUGAGUCUGCUUGUAUGGUUUGAUGCUUCUAAGUCUGAAGGCAAGCCUUCUCAGUGAUGCAUUUAAAUAAAUAAAAUCCAAACAUACAGUGGAUCUCGGCAUCAUUGCCAUGUGAGCAAAAGCAAGCGAGAGAGGAAUGUUUUGUGUGUGUGUGUGCGUGUGUGUAAUGUAGAAAUGUUGAAGUCCGGGGCCUGGGUAGCUCAACGAGUAUUGAUGCUGACUACCACCCCUGGAGUCGCAAGUUCGAAUCCAGGGUAUGCUGAGUGACUCCAGCCAGGUCUCCUAAGCAACCAAAUAGGCCCGGUUGCUAUGGAGGGUAGAGUCACAUGGGGUAACCUCCUUGUAGUCGCGAUUAGAGGUUCUCGCUCUCAAUGGGGCACGUGGUAAGCUGUGCGUGGAUUGCAGAGAGUAACAUGAGCCUUCAAAUGCUGGGAGUUUCCACGGUGUCAUGCACAAUGAGCCACGUGAUAAGAUGCACGGAUUGACUGUUUCUGAAGUGGAGGCAACUGAGACUUGUCCUCCGCCACCCGGAUUUAGAACGCAUUAACAGAAGUGCAGUUUGGACCAAUGAAGCUUUAUGAAGAUCAAUUGCAGGUACUGUUAGUGUUUGCCAAAGACGACCCCCAGAGUAACGCAUUCUGCUGGGCGUGUGAGCGUGCUGGUUUCAAAUGUAACGUGGCCAGAACGCCUGACGCUGCGCUUGAGAGUUUCCUGGAGAAAAAUCAUGACCUGAUCGUCAUCGAUCACAGACAUUCCAGAUACUUUGAUGCUGAAGCGCUCUGUCGUUCAAUCAGAGGCAUCAGCUGCUCUCAAAACACUGUGAUCAUCGCUGUUGUGAAAAGGCCGGAUCGAGAAGAAGCCACUGUGAUGCCACUGAUAUCAGCGGGAUUUAACCGGCGGUAUGUGGAGAACUCAAACAUGAUGGCCUGUUACAAUGAACUCAUCCAACUUCACCACGGAGAAAUACGAGCUCAGAUCAAACUCAGAGCUUGUAAUAGUGUUUUUACUGCACUGGAACAGAGUCAGGAAGCCGUUGAGAUCAGCAAUGAAGAUCAACUCAUACAGUAUGUGAAUCCAGCGUAUGAAUGCAUGAUGGGAUAUCAGCGCAGUGAACUGCUGAAAGACAACACUGAAGUGCCGAAGAGUGACAAAAACAAAACAGACCUGCUGGAGAACAUCAGAACUUGCAUUCACAGAGGAAAAGAAUGGCAGGGAGUUUAUUAUGCUAAAAAGAAGAAUGGCGACAGCGUGCAGCAGAAUGUGAAGAUGACGCCUGUGAUUGGUCAGGGAGGUAAAGUCAGGCACUGUGUGUCAAUUAACAGGCCUUUAAAUGACCAUAACAAGACAGAAAAGCCAUGUGAGAGAGUUCAGGCCGAAUCACAGACAGAUAUUCAGCAGUGCAGCAAACAUAAAGAUCGCAGGAAAGGUUCUCUGGACGUUCGUUCAACAACCUCUCGAGGGAGUGACGGAAGUUCACAGAGGAGACAUUCAUCAAUGGCCAGAAUUCACUCCAUGACAAUUGAAGCUCCAAUCACUAAGGUGAUAAACAUCAUAAACGCAGCUCAGGAAAGCAGUCCGAUGCCUGUCGCUGAGGCGCUAGACCGUGUGUUGGAGAUACUGCGCACCACAGAGUUAUACUCGCCUCAGCUUGGGACUAAUGAGGAAGACCCUCAUACGAAUGACCUGGUGGGGGGUCUCAUGACCGACGGAUUGCGCAGGCUAUCAGGAAACGAGUACAUCUUCGCAUCAAAACAGCUGCAUCACAUCCCCAGUCACCUGACCACACCGCUGUCCCUCAACGAUAUCCCACCAUGCAUUGCUCAGACGAUGGAGAACGAAGACUCGUGGGACUUUGAUAUUUUUAACCUGGAGUCAGCUACCAUUAAACGGCCAUUAACAUUUCUGGGUUUGAAGAUCUUCUCACGCUUCGGUGUUUGUGAGUUUUUAAACUGUCCAGAGGCUACGCUGCGCUCGUGGCUGCAGAUCGUUGAAGCUAAUUAUCACUCCAGUAACUCGUACCACAACUCCACACAUGCCGCAGAUGUGCUGCACGCUACUGCAUACUUCCUGUGCAAGGAGCGUGUAAAGGAAAGUCUCGACCCGAUAGAUGAAGUCGCUGCACUGAUCGCUGCUACUGUACAUGAUGUCGAUCAUCCCGGACGCACAAACUCCUUCCUGUGUAACGCAGGAAGUGAACUGGCCAUACUAUACAAUGACACGGCCGUACUGGAGAGUCACCACGCUGCACUCGCAUUCCAGAUCACAACACGAGACGACAAAUGCAACAUCUUCAAGAAUAUGGAGAGGAACGAGUACCGCACACUCCGGCAGGCUGUCAUUGACAUGGUUCUCGCCACUGAGAUGACAAAACACUUUGAACACGUCAACAAGUUUGUCAACAGCAUCAACAAACCACUGACUGCACUGGAGGAGAAUGGGGCUAAUGGUGAUGAGGAGUCCGUGAAGAGCAUUCUGUCAGUUCCAGAGAAUCGUAUUCUUGUAAAGAGGAUGUUGAUCAAGUGUGCAGAUAUUUCAAACCCCUGCAGAUCGCUGGAGCUGUGCAUCGAGUGGGCCGGACGCAUUUCAGAGGAGUAUUUCGCACAGACUGAUGAGGAAAAGCAGCAAUGUUUGCCGGUCGUGAUGCCUGUGUUUGAUCGCAACACCUGCAGCAUUCCUAAAUCACAGAUCUCCUUCAUUGAUUAUUUUAUCACAGACAUGUUUGACGCCUGGGACGCUUUUGCUGAUCUGCCGAAUCUAAUGCAACAUCUGGACAACAACUUCAAAUACUGGAAGAGUCUCGACGAGAGGAAACUACGCAGCCUACGGCCGCCACCCGAGUAACACACAUGCAGUGCGACGGGUUUUGAUUUAUGUGUGAGUGUCUGUCGUCACACGGGACAUGGGACAUGGGAUGGUCAUGACAAGGCGACACGCAUUUGAAAGACAGACGGGCGUCUCACAUUUGUGAAGAAACUAGCGAUCAGCUCUGCACCUGUCUAAAUCUCUACUGUCUGUCUGCUUUCUGUUCUUCUCGUGUAGAUACACACACACACAUACACACACACAUACAUGUAUACACACGUGUAGAGCUGCAGAGACACAUCUGCAGAGCUCUAUUUAUUUUGUUUCUUGUUUUCUAUUAUAAAGUAAUGAUGAAAAUCAUGUUAGCUAAUAAAUAUAAUUAAAAUGAACUAUAAAACGCCAAAGUGAUUAACAUAAAUUAAAAUCUUAUUCUUAUCAUCUGUAUUUAAUAUCUGCAGAGUUAGAGAGGAAACAUUAAUAACACAUACAUUUUUUUAUUUUCUUAUUGAAUGAUGCUGUUUGAAUCUUCCUGUUGCACUGUAGACAUGAGUGUGUGUUCGUGCGUGCGUGUGUGCGUGUGUGUGUGUGUGUGUGUGAGAUGCAUCACUCAGAACCACAGUGGAGACGCGCUCUGCUACCUGCGAUAACACUGUUCACCGCACGGCAGUGAUCUGUGAAAAUAUUCAGACUUGAAGGAUUUUCUUGCAGAGGUUUUUCUAUGUGGCCGAUCUACUGAUGACUGCUGCCUUAUUUUAUACGCUAUAUUUAUACAGCUCAGCGCGCUGUUCACCUGCGACGGACAUCUGCAGUUUUUAACACACUCAUGUUAUAUGAAGUAAAUCUCAAUAUUUUUAUAGAUAUAUUUUACACUGGACUGCUGUACAGCAGAAGCGCCUGUGUGAGACGGAUCAUAAUUUCAUCCAUGUUGUUUUUGACAUGUGGAAUAUCAUCAGUUCAUGUGUGAUGUUAUGAGAGCUUUGAUUCAGGAAAUGACAUGCGACUUGACAGCUGUGACACAAACGCUGCAGAAGAGAGUUUUAUUAUUAAGAAAAAACUAGUUUAAUCUCUCUGUCUCUCCAGCAGGGUUUUUUUUAUUUUUUAUUCAAGUUCAUUCUGUAUGUCACCACAGAGUUCAUGAGUUGAUGUGAAACGGAUAAAACUACUUUGCAUUAUAUUUGUGAAGCAGCUCACAGGUUUUACUCAUGACCUCUAUCAUAAAGCUCAAUAUAUGA